Molecule: messenger RNA, 1908 nt
Organism: Pestalotiopsis fici W106-1
Lineage: Eukaryota; Fungi; Ascomycota; Sordariomycetes; Amphisphaeriales; Sporocadaceae
Exons: 7
Coding region: 1-1908 (635 amino acids)
Molecular function (GO): heme binding; monooxygenase activity; iron ion binding
Source: RefSeq, a predicted model, not a curated record
AUGGACCGCGGUAUGGCUUUAUCUACGUUAGUAGCUGCAAUUGUCACUUACUACGUAUCGCUUGUAUUCUAUCGUUUGUUUUUUCAUCCAUUGGCUGUCUUUCCCGGUCCGAAACUCGCUGCAAUCUCGCGCUGGUACGAGGCAUACUACGACGUGGUUUUGAAGGGACAAUAUACACGAAAGAUUGCAGAUCUUCACAGAGAAUAUGGUCCAAUUAUCCGGAUCAGUCCGCAUGAACUUCACGUUCACGACCCGGCAUUCUUCGGCACGCUGUAUCGCGUGGACGGGCGCUGGGACAAGUAUACUUGGACGUACGAUGCAUUCGGUGCCAAAUCUUCCACGGUUUUUGGUUCAGACCAUGAUCUCCAUAAGACCCAUCGCCGUGCCAUUGCUCCUUUCUUCGCAAAGACGAAGGUUCUCGGCCGUCAAGAAAUGCUUCGGCGAAAUACUAAAAAGCUUUCCCUUCGCAUGACGAGCCUCAUUGGAACUACUUUCAAUCUGGGAGCAGCUAUUAGCGCUUUCACACGCGAUAAUAUUAACGAAUACGUGAUUGGCAAAAGUUACAACGAAACAGACCAUAAAGAUUUUAAUGUUGCACUGUCUAUUGCGUCUCAGGGUGCUGGAGUGUUUUGGCGGACCACAAAGCACGUACGCUGGUUUGGCCCCACAAUGAGGGCAAUGCCUAUCGAUUGGGCAAUGAAAAUAGCAGACGAUGGCACCAAAGCUUUCCUCCGUUAUGUCCAGAACUCCGAACGGGACACACAAGACACUAUGGCCGCUGCAGAAGCCUCUGACCCAGACAGCCAGUACCAGAACUCCAUGAUACACGAGAUGGUUCACUCGGCUCUUCCAUCUUCCGAGAAGACCUUUGACCAUAUCUUUGAAGAGGUAGCUACUGUGACAAGUGCAGGAUUUGAAACGACAGCCAACGUAUUGAGGCUGAUUCUUUUCCACAUCUACGCAAAUGAUCAUAUUCUUCAAAUGCUUAGGAAAGAGCUUUCUUCUCUCCAACCUGCAAUUUCCGAAACAGUCACACUCAGGCAACUCGAACAAUUACCAUAUCUCACAGCAACCAUCAAAGAAGGUCUGCGUUUGAGUCCCGGAAUCGCCUCAAGGAUGGCUCGCAUCACUAAUCAGGAGCUUUAUUACAACAACUGGCGCAUUCCUGCUGGAACGCCCACUGGAAUGACUACGAUUCUUUUGCACACUGACCCAAAACUUUACCCUAGCCCUCUGCGCUUCAACCCUGAUCGGUGGAUUGAAUCUCCGGAAACCCAAAGCCUUGAUGCGGUAUUUGCUCCCUUUUCAAGCGGGACGAGGACGUGCCUUGGCAUACAUCUGGCGUGGGCCGAAAUAUAUCUUCUCAUCGCUGAACUAGUGCAGAAUUUCAACUUCAUAAUUAAGGAUGCUACAGCGAGCGAUUUCGAGUUGGAGAUGGACAAUUUUGGGAUCGGUACCAAGGCUGGAUGCAACUUAACGAAAUUGCGCACUACAUUCAGUGCUCUCUGGACCUUCUCCGAUUUGACCAUCGUCCUUCUUCCAGUCAUGGUUAUAUGGCGGCUUCAAAUGACUUUACGCCAACGUAUUGGACUCGUACUGCUCAUGAGCGUAUCUCUUUUCACCACGGCCAUGUCUAUUCUCAGAGCCGUUGGUCUUAACCACAUUGCCGAUCAACAAUCCGGUCCCACAGCAACGGACGUGCAGUAUAAUGCGAGCCUAGAGAUCCUGUGGGCCUGCCUGGAGCAGGCCUGUGUUAUACUUAUGGGCUGUGUUCCUUCUCUUCGGUCCGUCGUGAGGCUGGAGAUCACCAAGUCGAUCUCAAGUUCGUUAUCAAAAGAUCCGGCUCUGCUAUCAAGACAGUUUUCUUCUCGGGAUUGGAGCUCAUUCCUUUUAAGGCAUUAUCGCUAG